UUCAGUUUCAGUGUUCAGUCCGGUCUUUUCGCUUGUCGCGUCGAAAUAGUUAGAACCCUCGAAUAUCUGUUGAAAAAAAAAGUUACUCUCCUCAGAGGUUGUUCCAAAGUGUAUGUGUGUAGCUGGCUGUUCUGUUCUGCUAAAAGGGAGCAAUCACGGUGUUCUUUUUUCCGUAAAGUGAAUUUAUUUCGAUUUUUUGGUAUAAUUUGGAUAGUAAACCAAGUGCCCAGAAUUGCGGGGAGGGAUGUGAGUUAACUUCAUCUGGAUUAUUAAUUUCAAGCAGUGUAAUUUGUGUAAAGUGAGAUAAUUGGAAAAGUCAGCAGUUUUUGAGUGAAAAUCUUGUUUGAUCGACCAAUCGUGGUCGAAAAAUUAGCAAAAGCUUUUGGAUUAGCGUGAUAUUUUACGGAAAGGAGGAUUAUUAACCAGCAGUUCGAAAUGGGCAAAACCAAAAUCCAGUGCAGCAAAUGCCAGAAAAAAUGCUCCGGCGAGGUGUUGCGUGUGACGGACCGAUAUUUCCACAAGACCUGCUUCCAGUGCACCAAGUGCAACAAAUCGCUGGCGACCGGCGGCUUUUUCUCAAAGGAUGGCGCCUACUACUGUACGUUAGAUUAUCAGAAACUGUACGGCACAAAGUGUGCCGCCUGCGGUCAGUACGUGGAGGGUGAGGUCGUGUCCACCAUGGGUAACACGUACCAUCAGAAGUGCUUCACGUGCAGCAAGUGCAAACAGCCGUUCCAAUCGGGUAGCAAGGUUACCAACACCGGCAAAGAAGUCCUCUGCGAAAGCUGUGUCAAUGGUCCAGCGUCGGUUGCAACGACCGUUACAGCUGCACCUCGUUCCACAUCGGCUACUACCUCACCAAAGAGACAAAUCGAACAGAAGCAGGAGCAGCAGACAAUUAAGGAAAUCAUCUCAAGCCCUAGCAGGGCUUCCACGCUGCAUCACCACCAGGAAGCGGUGCGGAAACAGCAGAAUAGCAAGGAUCUCGAUCCGAACGAGUGCGCCGGAUGCUCACAACAGCUGAAAGAAGGCCAGGCUUUGAUUGCCCUAGAUCGACAGUGGCACAUUUGGUGCUUCAAAUGCAAUGCCUGCGGCGUCACACUGAACGGCGAAUACAUGGGCAAAGAUGGGGUUCCGUACUGUGAAAAGGAUUUCCAGAAGUCGUUCGGAGUCAAAUGUGCCUACUGUAAUCGAUACAUUAGCGGAAAGGUACUGCAGGCCGGCGAUAACCAUCACUUCCAUCCGACGUGCGCCCGCUGCACAAAGUGCGGCGAUCCGUUCGGCGACGGUGAGGAAAUGUAUCUGCAGGGUGGUGCCAUAUGGCACCCGCGGUGUGGCCCGGGACCAUCCUCGGAGUCCGGCAUUCUGAACGGGGUCGAGACCAACGGCUUCAACACGGAAACCGAGUUCGAUCGGACCAGUACAAGUGCAAUGAGUGAAAUUCAGUUUUCGUUACGUUCACAAACACCAAGUUUGAGUGGUUCUGUUUAUAGUCCUUACACGCAUAGAAAGUAUCAUCGCACCACGAGCCCAGGCCUCAUUCUAAGAGAGUACAAUCGUCAGGGUUACGAAGACAUCGCUCGUAUCUACACCUACAGCUAUCUAACGGACGAGCCGCACUAUUUGAAGAAAACCAUCGAGCCGUACGAUAAGGCUCCGGUGUCGCCACAUUUCCACCGUCCGCAUCAGUAUGGCAGCGGUCCACGGUCAAGUUCCGGAUCAAGAUCUCAUUCGCGUAGUCGCAGUGCAAUGAAGGUGCUGGUGGAUAGUAUCCGAUCGGAAACACCUCGCCCGAAAAGCCCGGGAAUGAACAACGAGGAACCGAUUGAACUAAGCCACUAUCCGGGCGGUAAAAAACCACUGCCAGGCGAAAAACCAAAGAUAGAACGGGAUGACUUCCCGGCACCACCGUACCCAUACACGGACCCGGAACGACGGCGUCGCUACUCGGAUACAUACAAGCACAUUGAAUCAGACGACGAGGUAGACGGUGAACAUGUCAAGAGGAAAGAAAAUAAAGAGAAUGAGACUGAGAGACGCCUACGAAAGGAAGAGGAAGAACUACGCAAGUUGAAAUCGUCCGGAAUGGGUAAGGUGAUCUUGAAGGACCUCCAAGAACAGAAAAAGUACGAAACAUGGAAACGGGAGAACCUUGAUCCACGGAAUGCGUCGCGCACCCCGUCGGCAUCGAAGGAACCGAGCUACCGGCUGCGCUAUGAGUCGCCAGUCGGGGCUUCGCCAUCCCGAAAUCUCGACCAUCAAAGACCGUACGAAGACGAAUAUUUCGAUCGAUCGACCAGCUACCGCGGUUCCGUGGGUCGGGCUAUUGGGAAUGCACCCAGUUACAAUGCCAUCCACUCGUACAGGUCACCUCCGAAGCCAGGAUACGGAUUUAAAACCUCGACGCUACCCCCUUCGUCGCUAAGAAAUGGUUACAGCUCUGAUUUCUCGUUCGGUGGACUUGGAGACAAGACCCACAGCACGGAGUUUAGCUGUGGCAAGAGUGACAUAUCAGUCGACUCAAUAACUGAAGGGGAUCGGCGAGCUCUCGGUGCGGACAUUCCCGCAUCCAGUACCUACUCCGGUGCGCUAUCCUAUCACUAUCCACAGCAACCGAUCCGUCGCAGCUUGCCAAAUAUGGCCCACUCGAUGCUGGUGCACGAGCCGGCUAAAAUCUACCCGUAUCAUCUGCUGUUGAUCACAAACUAUCGCUUGCCGUCGGAUGUUGAUCGGUGCAAUUUGGAGCGCCAUCUGUCAGAUGUGGAGUUUGAGGCAAUCCUACAGUGUUCUAGAUCCGAAUUCUAUCGUAUGCCCCAGUGGAGACGUAACGAAAUCAAGAGACGUGCUCGGUUAUUCUAAAGUGAAUGCCGACUGGUAAGUAAGAUAUGCGCCGUACCGUGCUGCAGCUGAGAGCGAAACCGUUCACUAUACAACGUACUACGUUAUUGUUUCUUCAAGAAGAAAUUAUUAUACCUAAAAACCAGAGAAUAUGAAAGAGAAAAAUAUUUUAGGUUAGGACUUACUAGCUUCACCAGCAAAGAGUCAUCUCCCCCUCCAUAAUACUUUUCUUUUAUUAAAUUAACUAUACCUACUACGUGUAAUUGUUAGGAAACCCCCUAAUGGGCGAAAGGUGAAGCUAAGCUAGAAAAGCUUAUACAUUAGAUUAAACAAGCCGAACUUGUUAAUGUCAAACUGCAAAAAUCUAACGAAGCCGCAGUCUCGCUUUCGCUUCAGACGCUAUAAAAGCUGUUGAUGGACAAGCAAAAGUGAAACAGCAAAACAAAACAAAUAAUAAAUAUUAUAUUUUAGACCUAAUCGUAUUUAAAGUAAUACAUAAUACAACAAAACAAGUAGUUGAUAGGAAACAGAACCACAAAUUGCAUUUAUAAAGUUUCUGAAGCUGAUGGAAAUUAAUUUUAGCAUCAGUUUAAAAGUAAUUCAUUCUUUGAUUCGGUUUACUAUAGAAGUUACUGGCGACCUAAAACAAGUGAAGUUGAAAACAGUCCCGUUCUUUUCCUAGUUUUUGUUUGUAAAUAUAUUGCAGAGGAUCGUAGGGUCUAGUACGGAAAUAAACACAGCAGAAUUAUUCUAAAAUCAACAAAUAAAACUGGAAACAGCCUUGAACUGAGAAGAAUAUAAUUUAUUGAAUUUUAAUUCACAUAAGUUUUAUUUGAAUCUAAUAAACUGCUAUAGUAAUAGCGACGAACAUACCAUUUACGAAAUAAACAGUGUCAUGUGAAAUUUUGGGUAAACACUAAACGUGGGUUCCUCCAUCGAGAACCGAACGUACAGAUUUACGUAAAUGGUGAUGUAAUUUUAACAUCCAUUCUUGCACAGACACCAAAAUGAAACGAUACAUCAACGGAAGUGAAAUACAAAAAAAAAAAUCGAGAUCACGACUAUGCUAUCGAAUUAAAGCUUAGCGUGUAAAGCAAAACUAUCGCGUUUAAUGUGUGCAUGAAUCAAACCGCUUUGUGAUGUUACCUGGUAAGAAACAUAAAACUGAAUUCGCAAAUAUACUACCUACUGCCAUAGAGAGAGAAAAAACAAAAUGAAUAACAUCAGUUGUAGUAAUUAAAAAAAACCAUCACAAAACGUCAGCGAGCGAGCAUGUAUGUCAGUUAUUGCUGCGCUGCUGCAUCACAAAGACAAAACCUUCAGCCUUCACACGACGAGCAAAUGGGGCGCAUCAUAAAAAUGAACUCGUUAGCAAUAAAUGCCGCAGUAAUUCAAAUCAAAAGAAAGUUUUGUAGUAAAACAUAACAGCAACAAAACACACUGCAGAUAUCACCGAAAACAAGAUAUUUUAAGAUAUAACUGAAAAGUGCAGUCUAGUGCUGCCGCCGCUCUUGAACGAUAUUGUUUUCACUAAGUAAUAGCAUUAGAUUGUAGUAGAAGUGUUCGCCUAUUGCCUAAAAUUGAAUUCGAUUCCUGUUUUGCAUCUCAAAUUCUACGUACGGUAUAUCUAUCUAAUGGACAACGCGCCGCGGUUGUCACCUGCUGCGAGAAGAAACUCAUGCACCUCUGCAAAUGUUAGGACAGAAUCAUCAUCAUGUACGUAGGUACCUACGCACGUACAGUGAUUAGCGCGCGCAGCUAGACGGCAUGCAAAAUCAGAAGAAAGUGAAAGCAUACAUAGAAGCUACACACAUAAUUAAGAGCCUCCGCGCCUUUUUUUGUGUUGAGAAUACAUAGAGCUAUUUAUUGAACAAGAAAUUU
Sabethes cyaneus is the source of this 4719-nucleotide messenger RNA. RefSeq names its product actin-binding LIM protein 2 (gene Unc-115a). Gene Ontology annotation, molecular function: actin filament binding. The transcript has 11 exons. Gene Ontology annotation, cellular component: actin cytoskeleton. The record is from RefSeq and is a predicted model, not a curated record. Lineage: Eukaryota; Metazoa; Arthropoda; Insecta; Diptera; Culicidae. The coding region runs from base 436 to 2859 and encodes 807 amino acids. Gene Ontology annotation, biological process: cytoskeleton organization; lamellipodium assembly.